GUUUCUAUGUGCUAAAUUGUGUAAACGCCUACGCAUGAUUCACUGUGCUCUGAACUAAAUAACUAUAACAAUUUAUUGGAAGUUAUAAAAUUCGUGUAAAUGCAAUUACUCUUGAAACUAAAAAGAAAAUCAGAAGAGGUUUUUGUGGAGAUGAUAAUGAAUAUCAAAUCAUUGACUAUAUUGAUAUUUAUCAUAAUUUUAUUAAUAAAUAAAUCUGAUCCAAGUCCAACGAUUAAUCAAAUCAUUAAAAACAGAUGGGAGGUGUUCUUGGAAAGGCAGGAACAUGAGGAAUUUUGGUUUAACUUCUUUGAACUUAUCUUAAACUGGCUUGAAUCAUGCUAUUUUAAAGGAUCGCUAUGGAGAGCAGCGUUAUUUCCUAAUGAGACAAAUUGAAUAUGAAAGAAGAUCAAUUCAAUAAGAGCUAAUACUGUUACAUGAUCUGAUGAACAUAUUCUACAUUAUAUAUCUGUAUAUUAAUACGCUAUUUCGAUUAAAAAAAACAUUAUUUUAAUGCCUACUAUAAA
Schistosoma rodhaini is the source of this 524-nucleotide messenger RNA. Lineage: Eukaryota; Metazoa; Platyhelminthes; Trematoda; Strigeidida; Schistosomatidae. The record is from the annotation of a GenBank genome assembly.